Molecule: messenger RNA, 2379 nt
Organism: Carassius gibelio (silver crucian carp)
Lineage: Eukaryota; Metazoa; Chordata; Actinopteri; Cypriniformes; Cyprinidae
Product: zinc transporter 10-like
Exons: 7
Coding region: 182-1741 (519 amino acids)
Biological process (GO): zinc ion transmembrane transport; manganese ion transport; intracellular zinc ion homeostasis
Cellular component (GO): membrane
Molecular function (GO): zinc ion transmembrane transporter activity
Source: RefSeq, a predicted model, not a curated record
UGAACGUCCAGACAGCUGUUGUCGUGACACGUGCACCAGCACGUACAGCGUCAUCGUCGCGCACGUCACCGCGCCGGAUGUUGAUAUAAAGUCUGGAGGAAGGGCUGGAAGAAAACAGCAACGCCAGCUGAACGCGAAUAAACAAACACUCGACCUGAAGCGGCUGGUGUGUGUGUGGAUCAUGGGCCGUAUCUUCUUGGAUCACAUCGGCGGGACACGCCUGUUCUCCUGCGCUAACUGUGACACCAUCCUGACGAACCGCUCCGAGCUGAUCUCCACACGCUUCACCGGCGCCACCGGACGAGCUUUCCUCUUCAACAAGGUGGUGAACCUGCAGUACAGCGAGGUACAGGACCGUGUGAUGCUGACCGGCAGACACAUGGUGCGAGACGUCAGCUGUAAGAACUGCAACAGCAAGCUGGGCUGGAUCUACGAGUUCGCCACCGAGGACAGCCAGCGCUACAAGGAGGGCCGUGUGAUCCUGGAGCGAGCGCUGGUGCGAGAGAGCGAGGGCUUCGAGGAGCACGUCCCGUCAGACGCCUCCACGCACGCGAUCAUGGGGCGCUACAGCGGCAAGACGUGCCGCCUGAUCCUGAUGCUGGUCAUCACCGUCAUCUUCUUCGUGGCGGAGAUCGUGGCGGGGUACAUGGGCAACUCCAUCGCGCUGGUGUCGGACUCCUUCAACAUGCUGUCGGACAUCCUGUCGCUGUGCGUCGGGCUGACGGCGGCGCGCGUGUCGCGGCGCGCGGGCUCGGGGCGCUUCACGUACGGAAUGGGUCGCGCGGAGGUGGUGGGCGCGCUGGCCAACGCCGUGUUCCUCGCCGCGCUCUGCUUCUCCGUGUCCAUGGAGUCACUGAAGAGACUCGCCCUGCCGCAGGCCAUCGAUGACCCGCCGCUCGUGCUGAUCGUGGGCUCGCUGGGGCUCGCGGUGAACGUGCUCGGGCUCAUCAUCUUCCAGGACUGCAGCUGCCUGCGCGCGAGGCGUCAGAAGGACGCGUCAGGGCCGCGCAAGGAGAAGGAGGAGGAGGAGGACGCGGCGGAGGAAGAGACAGGCCUGCAGCAGGAGAAGACUGGGAGUGAUGGACCUCCCCUGAACAUCAGAGGUGUGCUGCUGCACGUGUUGAAUGAUGCGCUGGGUUCAGUGGUGGUGGUGGUGGCCUCGGCUCUGUUCUAUGUGUGGCCCCUGGCCCCUGAGAGCCCGUGUAACUGGCAGUGUUACGUGGACCCCAGUCUGACGCUGGUCAUGGUGGCCAUCAUCAUGUCUUCAGCUGUUCCUCUGGUCAAAGAGACGGCUGGGAUCCUGCUGCAGAUGAGUCCCGUGGACCUGCCGUUCUCCACCGUCUUGGAGAGCGUGUGCAGACUUCCCAGCGUGGUGAGCGUCCAUGAGGCUCAUGUCUGGGAGAUAGCUAAAGGACGUAACGUGGCCUCGCUGCACGUCAAAGUGUCUUCUGAGCCGCAGGAAGUGUGUUGGGACAGACCUGCUCUUCACGCACAGAUCCAGCAGCUGUUCCACCGCGCCGGGGUCCACAGCGUCACGGUUCAGCUGGAGAGCGCUGAUGGAGAACCGGAGCGCUGCGAAGUCCCCUGUGUGUCGCCCGCGUGCCUCAAACUGUCCUGCUGUCCCUCCGGAGUGUCCACUGUGUACCGCGGGAGCCCUGUCCCUCCCUCAGGAGACGUCACCGUCCACAUGCUGCCUGAGAAAGACACGGAGCACGGAUCCACCAAAUGCACCAAGUUCUAGAUCUGGAAACCCAGGGGUUCACCGAACAAACAGACUCUGUGUUUAACUAUCCUCACCACUGUGCCUCGCUGCCCUUUCAGACUCCAGCUCAUGAUUCCUGCUGAUUGUUCUUCGUUAGUCCUUCACGUUUGAGUCCUGACAGAGACCAGAUCAUCAGUCAAACUAAUCAGACGCUUAUUUAUUGUUCUGCAGCAAUUCAGAGACACGUCCGGCUCAUAUUUCAGCCCAAAACACUUGAUCAAGUCGAAGUCUAAGAAUGUAAACAUGAUGAUAGCAUUUACCGUACUGCCUCUAAUGCUAAUGCUAGCUGCUAUAAGCUAAUAUGCAAUUAUUAUUACAAUUAUCAAUAGAUUUUGGGGGGAAACUGGACCUGGACAUGGUUUCAUGAAAUUCAUACCAAUAGCAUAUUUACAUUCCUUAUUGCUAUUUAUGACCUUUUUGUUCUUAAUAAUCUUUAUAACUUUUUGGUGAUUCAGGGAAACACUUAAUCAAUGAACUGAUAUUUAGUAGUUGUUGUUGUUGUGUGUUUGUUUGUAUUUGAAAGACAAUCAACUAUAAAAUCAAGCUUUAAAACUGUAUAAACUAAUAUUAAACAUGCUGGUUGAAUUCGGAUUUAAAUAAAAAAAGUGAACUGUGAA